Angiostrongylus costaricensis is the source of this 957-nucleotide messenger RNA. The record is from the annotation of a GenBank genome assembly. NCBI's taxonomy places the organism in Eukaryota, Metazoa, Nematoda, Chromadorea, Rhabditida, Metastrongylidae.
AUGGCUCGAGAUCCUCGAUUCGCCACAAUUGAGAGCACGGAUAUCCGGAUAUUCGAGUCGAUUUGCGGUCCGAAUUAUGUGAAAACUGAGGGCAUUGACAGCUAUACAACUGACUGGACAAAAGCUUUCAAAGGUAAUUCUACCUGUGUUCUAUUGCCGGGCACAACGGAAGAGGUGUCGGCUUUACUAGCACACUGCGCUCGAAGAAAAAUUGCAGUAGUGCUUCAGGCUGGAAAUACUGGACUCGUCGGAGGCGGAGUUCCAGUGCAUGAUGAAGUAAUAAUAUCCAUCAAACGUAUCAGACAAAACUUUAGCUUCAAUGAAAAUACUGGUUCGUUGUUUUUCUCCGUAAGAAAUCUGUUCCAGGUGCUGUCGUACGGCUUGGUUAGCACACUUAGUUGCGACGCUGGAUUCCUCUUAGAAGAACUGGACAAUCGACUUGCUCCCUAUGGCUACAUGAUGCCGUAUGAUCUGGGUGCAAAAGGUUCAUGUAUGGUUGGUGGUAAUGUGGCGACAAACGCAGGCGGUAUACGGCUGCUUCGAUACGGUAGCCUUCAUGCACAUGUCUUGGGACUCACUGUGGUACUACCGACAGAAGAAGGUACGGUAGUAAAACUCGGGUCAGCUCUUCGUAAAGACAACACUUCAUUACACACUCCGCACUUGUUUCUUGGUAGUGAGGGACAACUUGGAUUAAUAACUCAUGUUACGAUGACUACAGUACCGAGACCGACUUCGGUCCAAAGUGCUAUGAUAGGCGUCGAAACAUUCGAAUCGUGUUGCAGCGUUCUGCGUUUAGCUCGACGUCAUCUAUCUGAAAUAUUGUCGUCAUUUGAAUUUCUCGAUCGCGAAGCGAUUAGGCUGUUGGAGGAGACGCUCAGUCUGAAGCCGAUACUGCAGUCCAACCCUAGAUUUACGAUCCUCGUUGAGACGUCAGGUAUUCUACAUAUAAAAUGA